This is a messenger RNA of Glycine soja, 1436 nucleotides long. Its product is annotated as polycomb group protein FIE1-like. Gene Ontology annotation, cellular component: ESC/E(Z) complex. Gene Ontology annotation, biological process: negative regulation of transcription by RNA polymerase II. The transcript has 13 exons. Lineage: Eukaryota; Viridiplantae; Streptophyta; Magnoliopsida; Fabales; Fabaceae. The coding region runs from base 64 to 1221 and encodes 385 amino acids. Gene Ontology annotation, molecular function: nucleosome binding; protein binding. The record is from RefSeq and is a predicted model, not a curated record.
CUUAUGCCUCUUUGUGUGAACCCUAAACCCUAAGAGAAAGAGUAUAGGGAAGUAGAAAAGAAAAUGGUGACAAGGGUUGAGAAAGGGGGAAAAUCCUUUGGUUUGGGGUGUGAUCCUGUUGUGGGAUCAUUGAUUCCUGCAAAAAAGAAGGAUUACAAAGUCACCAAUCGCCUCCAAGAGGGGAAACGCCCUUUGUACGCCAUCGUUUUCAAUACCAUCGACUUUCGUUAUCGCGACAUUUUUGCUACAGUUGGGGGCAACAAGGUUACUGUUUAUCAAUGCCUUGAUGAAGGGGAUAUUGCUGUUUUGCAAUCUUAUGCGGAUGAGGAUAAGAAUGAGUCUUUUUACACCGUGGGUUGGGCAUGCAAUGUUGACGGGACCCCACUUGUUGUGGCUGGAGGACUCAAUGGGGUAAUCCGAGUCAUUGAUGCUGGCAGUGAGAAGAUACAUAAGAGUUUUGUUGGCCAUGGAGACUCCAUAAAUGAAGUCAAAGCUCAAAUAUUAAAUCCAUCACUCGUGGUAUCGGCAAGCAAAGAUGAAUCUAUUCGGUUAUGGAAUGCUCAUACUGGAAUAUGCAUUUUGAUAUUUGCUGGAGGCGGGGGACAUCGUAAUGAAGUCUUAAGUGUUGAUUUUCAUCCAUCGGAUAUGUAUCGUAUUUGUAGUUGUGGCAUGGAUAGUACUGUAAAAAUAUGGUCUAUGAAGGAGUUCUGGACAUAUGUAGAAAAAUCAUCCACAUGGACAGAUCUUCCUUCCAAGUUUCCAACAAAAUUUGUCCAGUUUCCUGUUUACACUGCUUCAGUGCAUAUAAAUUAUGUUGACUGUAAUAGGUGGUUGGGUGAUUUUAUCCUCUCAAAGAGUGUUGAUAAUGAAAUUAUCUUGUGGGAACCUAAAGUGAACGAACAAACUCCAGGGAAGGGUGUAGUUGAUGUUCUUCAUAAAUACCCUAUUCCCGAUUGCAAUAUCUGGUUCAUCAAGUUUUCUUGUGACUUCCAUUUCAACAUAGUUACAGUGGGUAACAGGGAAGGGAAGAUUUUUGUUUGGGAAUUACAGUCAAGUCCUCCCGUACUUGCUGCAAAGUUGUCACAUCCUCAAUCAAAAUCCCCAAUCAGGCAGACUGCAACAUCCUUUGAUGGAAGUACUAUAUUGAGUUGCUGUGAGGAUGGGACAAUAUGGCGUUGGGAUGUUUCAAAACCCUCAACCUCAACCUCAACCGCAGCCUAACUUAUCUUCGUGCAACACCAAUCUGAUGUGCAUGUCAAACACAAGGGCAUUUGUGAUUUAUCAAUUUAACCAGUCAUGUACAUCAGGAACUUGAUUUAUUGCAUGUUUUUGUAUUUGUUUAUUUUGGUUCGGUAAGGCUUAUAAUGUAAAAUGUUCAACUAAGAACUCAGUUAAAAGUUAUUUAAAUAAAGUAAAGCCAAACCUUGAUUCAUGCA